This is a messenger RNA of Balaenoptera ricei (Rice's whale), 2869 nucleotides long. RefSeq names its product interleukin 2 receptor subunit beta (gene IL2RB). Bases 112 to 1779 code for a protein of 555 amino acids. Gene Ontology annotation, cellular component: external side of plasma membrane; membrane. Lineage: Eukaryota; Metazoa; Chordata; Mammalia; Artiodactyla; Balaenopteridae. Gene Ontology annotation, molecular function: protein binding; cytokine receptor activity. The record is from RefSeq and is a predicted model, not a curated record. The transcript is spliced from 10 exons. Gene Ontology annotation, biological process: immunoglobulin mediated immune response; cytokine-mediated signaling pathway.
GGGCCUUGGGGAGAUGGCUCCAGUCCCAGCAGUGGAGAGAAGCAGAGAGAGCACGCCGCAGCCCCAUGUCCCAGCUAGGGCUCCCUUCCCCAGCUCCCACCCGCGGAUGUGAUGGCGGCUCCUGCUCUGUCCUGGUGUCUGUCCUUCCUUGUCCUCCUCUUGCCCCUGGCCAUCCCUCGGGCAUCUACAUCGGUGAACGAUGCUUCCGAGCUCACGUGCUUCUACAACUCGAGAGCCAAUAUCUCCUGUGCCUGGAGCCGGGAUGGGGGACUGCAGGUCACGACCUGCCACAUCCAUGCUCAGCCGGAUAAAAGGCAGUGGAACGGAUCCUGUGAGCUGCUCCCAGUGAAGCCGGGAUCCUGGGCGUGUAACCUCAUCCUAGGACCCCCAGAUUCUCAGAAACUGACCAUAGUUGACGUCAUCAACUUGACCGUGAUGUGCCGCGAAGGGGAGAGGUGGAGGAGGAUGAUGACCCAGAAUUUCAAGCCCUUUGACAACAUUCGUCUGAUGUCCCCCCACUCCCUCCAAGUCGUCCACAUGGGGACCCACAGAUGCAACAUAACCUGGAAUGUCUCCCAGUUCUCCCACUACAUUCAGAGCAGUGUGGAGUUUGAGGUCCGGACAAGGUCCCCGGGCUGCAGCUGGGAGGACACCCUGCCGCUGACCCUCAGGCAGAACCAACAAUGGAUCUCCCUGGAGAUGCUGGCUGCAGACACGCUGUAUGAGCUUCAGGUGCGGGCCAGGCCCCAGCUAGGCCACCACGAGGCUUGGAGCCCCUGGAGCCAGCCCCUGGCCUUCAGGACAAAGCCUGCAGCAACCAGGAAGAAGACCCCGACCCUUCCUUGGUUGGGCCACAUCGUGUUGGGCCUCAGCUGCGCUUUUGGUUUUGCCCUCUUGGUUUACUUUCUGAUCAGCUUUCGGUACAACAGGCUGUGGCUGAAGAAGGUUCUGAAGUGUCACAUCCCAGACCCCUCGGAGUUCUUUUCCCAGCUGAGCUCCGAGCAUGGAGGAGAUUUCCAGAAGUGGCUCUCCUCGCCCUUCCCCUCAUCCUCCUUCAGCCCCAGCGGCCCACUGCCCGAGAUCUCCCCACUGGAGGUGCUGGACAGGGACUCCAAGGCCACGCAGCUGCUCCUUCUGCAGCAGCAGGACAAGGGCUCGUCAUCCUCAACCGAGACCAGCGGCCACUCGGUGACCAGCUGCUUCACCAACCAGGGCUACUUCUUCUUCCACCUCCCAAACGCCCUGGAGAUUGAGGCCUGUCAGGUGUACUUUGCCUACGACCCCUUCAUGGAGGAGCCCGAUGAGGGUGGGCCCGGGGUGCCGGAGGGGGCUCUUCUCCCACCCUUGCCACCUCCGCCAGGGGAAGAGGAUGCCUACUGCACCUUCCCCCCUGGGGACGACCUGCUGCUCUUCUCCCCCAGUCUCCUCGGUGGCCCAGGCCCCCCGAACACUGCCCUGGGGGGCAUUGGGGCUGGUGAAGAGAGGCUGCCCUCUGCCCCGCAGGAGGGAGUCCCUGGAGACUGGGCCCCCCAGCCCCUGGGGCCUCCCACCCUGGAAGCCCCUGACCUGGUGGAUUUGCAGUCACCCCCGGAGCCUGCGCUGGGAGAAGCAGGAGUGGAGGUGUCUGUCCCCAGCCCGAGGGAGGGGGCCGGCUUCCCCUGGGCCAGCUCUCCUGGGCAAGGCCAAGUCCGGGCCCCCAUCUCCUGCCUGACCCUGAACACCGAUGUCUACCUGUCCCUCCAAGAGCUCCAGGAUCAGGACCCGGCUCACGCAGUGUAGACAGACGGCCAGGGCGGGGAGGCAGGUGGCCUUCCGCUGCUGCACCAAGCCCAGCUGAGGACUCUCUGUCUGUGAGGCUUGUCCACUGCUGAUACGCGGUGUCCAGUUGCCCCCGGUCAUCUCUGGCCAGAGGGCCCUCACCCAGCCCUGCACACUCGGCUGUUCACUUCCACACCUCAUUUGCUGCUCCCUGGUCCUACGGCCCAAGCCAAGAACUUUGCAGGGAGAGGCACUUUGACUCCCCACUCCCUCAUCAAUCGUGGAGUCCUGCGGGUUUUGCCUCUGAAGCGUCCCUCCUCUCCAGCCCUGCAGCUACUCUUCAGGGAGAAUUCGUGGUUCUCCACGGGCCUUCACCCUGGGCUCCUCACAGGGCUUCCUGCCCCAGUCACACCCCCUCACACCCACCCACCACACGACAACCAGAGUGCUCUUUCCAGAACGCAAAUAGGGCUAUGCUACUCCGGGUUUAAAACCCUGCCUUGGCUCCCACUGCCCUCAGCACCACUUCUUGGCCCUCCCCUUGCCCCUCCAGCAUCGUGUUGGGACAUUCCCUUCUGGUAGCCUCCCAAGAGUCCUACUGAGCCACUCGGAGCUCCCUCAUUCCCCCACACCUUUACACAUGCUCUUCCCUGUGCCUGGGGUGCCCUCUCCUCCCUCAUCUAGGUGACAAGCUCCCUUUAUCCUGCAAGUGUCAGUUCUGCUUCCCUGGGAGGGAAACACCACCUCCUUCAAUGUGCCCAAACUUUGAGAUUUGGUGCUGGAGGGACAGGCUCUCAGGGUGGCUGGACAAAGUGGCCCUGUCACUUCCCCUUUGGGAUCUCUUGUGACCUUUGAAUGCUUGGCUACAGCAUCCUUAACGCUGUGGCCCAAGUAUGGACACAAAUGCCCCAGCAAAUUGGACACCGGCUGGAUCUUUCCACAAUGGCUUCACAGUAGCAUGCGGCUGGAAAGUAAACCCCUCCUAGUGGCAGGUCCUGAUGCUGUCACAGGGAGCCCUCCCUUGGGCCCCUCCUGCUCCACCCUCCACUGGUCUUUUCUGCAGCUCAGGGGCUGGCACACCGCCUCCAGAUGGCAGCUCCACUCACUACAC